UGUUUACCCAAUCAGCAUAUUUGAUGGAAAUCAUUCUGGAUACAGCGCCCUCACUCGAUUGCCUGUUUUCGGUACGAUUUUCGGACGUACGUUUCCUUGAUUAGAAAGAACCAUGCCGCGUGAAACAAGACAUUACAGGAAAAGAUCUCGAUCAUCAUCAAGAAGUUCGUCUGGAUCUCCCAGUCCGGGCAGAUCUAAGAAAAGACGUUCCAGAAGUCGAGACAGGGAAAAAAAGGACAGAUAUCGAUGCAGAUCUAGAUCUCGUGAAAGAUAUCGUAGAUCUAGAUCAAGAGACAGAUAUGAAAGGCGGAGACGAUCAAGAUCACGAGAAAGACGAGAAUUGGAAAGAGAAAGGGAACGGGAACGGGAAAGAAGAAAGUUCAGAAGGUCAAGGUCAAGAUCAAGAGAACGUAAGGAACGAGAACGGAGGCGAUCGAAAAGCAGGGAACGGGAUCACAGACGAUCAAAAAGCAGAGAACGAGAUCACAGGCGAUCGAAAAGCAAGGAACGAGAUCACAGGCGAUCGAAAAGCAAGGAACGAGAUCACAGGCGAUCGAAAAGCAAGGAACAUGUUCACAGACGCUCAAAAAGCAGAGAACGGGAUCACAAACGAUCCAGAAGCAGGGACCGUGAAAAUAAAAGAUCUGAAACUAGACCACAGGAACGGAGGAGAUCAAGAAGUAAAUCAAAAGAGCGUCGCAAAUCUAGAUCCAAAAGUCGUGAAAGAAGACAGGACAGGAAAAGUCCUUCAAGGAUAAAAGAAAGAGAGCAUCGAGCAAAAACACCUACGAAAAAUACAGAGACUAAAAUCAAAAAGGACAAAUCAGGAUCUCCAGCCUUGGAGUUAGAGCAGAAGAGACUAGAAGAAGAAAUGCAACGUCGACGGGAGCGCAUCGAAAAAUGGAGAUUAGAGAGAAAGAAAGCAAGCCAACCAACGCAGCCUGAACCGCAAAAAAAACAGUGGAGUCUGGAAGACGAGUCUGAUGAUGAUGAAGGAGAGCAGCAAGAAGAAGAAGGAAAGGCUGAUAAAACUGAGGAGAAUGGUAAAGACGAAGAUGAAAAAAUGGAAACCAAGAAAGAAGAAGAUGAUGAUGUUGAUCCGCUAGAUGCAUUCAUGCAGGGAGUAAAUGAUGAAGUCCGUCAGAUUAACAUGGAUGACCACAAAAAACGUAACAAAGGCAGUAUUGCUAUCCCUGCACAAGGUUCUGCUUGUGAUUGGAAAGUUACUGUGACCAAGGAUUUCCAAAUGAGUACACCAUCUGCUUGGGAUUUCUACGUUGAAGUGCCUGAAAUAGCGAAAAUGACAGAGGAAGAUGUAAUAUCGUAUCGAGCAGAGUUGGAAAAUGUCAAAGUACGCGGUAAAGGAUGCCCUAAACCAAUCAAAGCAUGGGUGCAAUGUGGGGUUUCAAAGAAAGUAUUGGAUGUACUCAAAAAACUCAAAUAUGAAAAACCUACUCCAAUUCAAGCCCAGGCAAUCCCAGCAAUAAUGUCUGGUAGGAACCUUAUUGGAAUUGCCAAAACUGGUAGUGGCAAGACAUUGGCAUUUCUACUACCGAUGUUCAGACAUAUUAUGGAUCAGGAUCCUUUAGAGGCAGAUGAUGGACCCCUCGCUGUCAUCAUGUCACCCACACGUGAGUUAGCUAUGCAGAUCUACAAAGAAUGCAAGAGGUUCUGUCGGGCACUUAAUGUUAGGGGUGUCUGUGUGUAUGGUGGAACAGGCAUUAGUGAACAGAUUGCUGAAUUAAAACGUGGUGCUGAGAUCAUCGUUUGCACCCCAGGAAGAAUGAUUGACAUGUUGACAGCAAACAGCGGUCGUGUUACUAAUCUGCGCCGCUGUACGUACGUAGUUUUGGACGAAGCGGACCGAAUGUUUGAUAUGGGAUUUGAACCACAGGUGAUGAGAAUUGUGGAUAAUAUUCGGCCGGAUCGUCAGACUGUUAUGUUUUCGGCAACGUUUCCUCGUCAGAUGGAGGCAUUAGCAAGACGUAUUCUGAACAAGCCCCUUGAAGUACAAGUCGGUGGUCGAAGUGUUGUUUGUUCAGAUGUGGAACAGAAAGUUGCUAUUGUUGAUGAUGAUCAGAAGUUUCUUACUUUACUAGAACUUCUAGGGGUUUACCAGGAACAAGGAAGUGUUUUAGUUUUUGUAGAGAAGCAAGAAGGAGCUGAUCAGCUGUUGAAAGAUCUGAUGAAAGCAUCUUACUCGUGUCUUUCACUUCAUGGUGGUAUUGAUCAAUAUGACAGGGACUCAGCCAUUCAAGAUUUCAAAGCUGGCAAUAUUAAAUUGCUUAUAGCUACGUCUGUUGCUGCCAGAGGGUUGGAUGUGAAACAUUUGGUAUUGGUUGUUAAUUAUGAUUGUCCAAAUCACUAUGAAGAUUAUGUACAUAGAGUAGGACGUACAGGAAGGGCUGGGAAUAAAGGCAAUGCCUUUACGUUUAUUACACCAGAACAAGGCAGAUAUGCUGGUGAUAUUAUAAAAGCAUUUGAGAUGGCUGAUAAGAAGGCACCACCGGAAUUGCUUCAACUUUGGAGUGAAUUUACUGAGAAACAGAAAGCUGAAGGAAAGUCUAUUAUGAAGAGCAGUGGUUUCAGUGGGAAAGGAUUCAAGUUUGAUGAAACUGAAAAAGAAUUGGCGAAUGAGAAAAAGAAACUCCAGAAAGCUGCUUUGGGAUUACAAGACUCGGAUGAAGAAGAUGCUGGUGUAGAUAUUGAUCAACAAAUAGAAAACAUGUUUGCAUCAAAGAAGAGUGUUAAAGACGUAACCGUUCCUGUUGGUGGUAAUCCAGCUCUUGUUCCUGGCGCACCUAUCGCUGGAGUUGCUCCUACUGUAGGUGUGAACACAGAGAAACUGGAAUUAGCUAAGAUGAUGGCAGAGCGAAUCAAUCGAAACCUUGAAGGUUCUAAAGACAUCAUGCAACAAGCAGCACAGACUGUUAUGAAAGGUGGAAUGCUUGCAGCUCCUGCUGUGUCUGCUAAAACAAUAGCCGAUCAGAUGGCUGAGAAGAUCAACGCUAAAUUAAAUUACCGACCAUCACCAGAAAAUGAAGACAGUAAUUCAAAUGAACCACCGACUGAAACAUUCCGUAGAUACGAAGAGGAGUUGGAAAUCAAUGAUUUUCCACAGACAGCACGAUGGAAAGUCACAUCAAAGGAAAAUCUUGCACAGAUCCAAGAGUACAGUGAAGCUGGCAUCACAAUCCGAGGUACCUACUUCCCUCCCGGUAAAGAACCUAAAGAAGGUGAUAGAAAAUUGUACCUGGCAAUUGAAAGUACAUCUGAAAUGGCAGUACAAAAAUCAAAAAAGGAAAUUACAAGGUUAAUCAAAGAAGAAUUAAUAAGAUUGCAACAUUCAUAUCAACCAACCAACAAAGGAAGAUACAAAGUUCUCUGAGCACUGCCGUGAUGUUUUUACAGGAUAUUUGAUUUUAACCUGGAUAUGUACAUGAAAUUUGAUGGCAUGGAAGCGUACUAUACAACUGAUUUUUCAUGUUUUUAAGUUUUCUUUAUUUCUGCAUUGUACCCACUAAUAUUUUUACUCAAGAAAUGCAUUUAUACUACUCCUGGUUAUGUGGUCCACUAUUCACUUCCAUCAUUCAUUGCUGUCAAUUCCCAGUUUUUAUCGUGGUGGGUUUAUUGUGAAAUUAGUUUAGAUUGCCACAGUUGUAUACCUUGUGCAGAUUAUAAACUGUUAUAGUUGCAUUCAUAUGGAAGUUAGUGAACCACCACGAUUGUAAACCAUCAUGGUUUCAUGUAGAUUGUUUAUACAAAAUUAUCUUGUAAAACUACAUUGUUUUAAAUAUAGUUUGUUUGUCACAUGGCCAUGGUGCAACAUCUGGAAAGGAUUGACAGUUCUUCCUCAACUGACAAAGAUGGACUUCUAAUUUCUUCUUGAAACAUUGCAGGUGCAGCCUCUGUUAUGACUGUGUAUAUGUUGCAUUCUCUCAUGCUUUUUUGUCUCGAACACCUUGAAAAGUAUUUGCAAUUAAGUAUUGUACCAGAAUCACUUGUUUUGUUUUUUCAGAUCCGAGAAAGUAAACUUUUCAAACUUUGAAUACAAUGAAAGAAAUUUCAUACCUAUUCCUUUUUAUGAUUAUAUUUGCUCAUUUUCCGAAUUCAUUGUUUAAUUUACAAAAUAGAAAUGUAAGUGCUUAUGAUGUGCAUGGUUAAAUCAUUCUUGCCCUUGCCCCCGAAGUUAAAUUGAGUGCAAAAUAUUCUUAAUUUUGAAUAAAAAAAAUAAUUAACCAGUUACUUGUGGGUGAGUUGGUUGGUCACAUACUUAGUUCACUGUUUUCAAACCAUUUGUACUGUGGAUCAAUAAAGUGGAGAUUUUUAAAA
Molecule: messenger RNA, 4332 nt
Organism: Saccoglossus kowalevskii
Lineage: Eukaryota; Metazoa; Hemichordata; Enteropneusta; Harrimaniidae
Product: putative ATP-dependent RNA helicase DDX46
Molecular function (GO): nucleic acid binding; ATP binding; RNA helicase activity
Source: RefSeq, a predicted model, not a curated record